ACGUGCGCUGAUUAAUUAUCUUUACUAAUAAGUGCAACCUAAAACAUGGAAAAAAAGCACAUUUAAGAGGGGAAUGAAAAGACGCAUUUUUAGGCUUCCUGGGCUUUUUUUUCCAGGCAACUGAAAUUCAAGGUCCCAUGGAGGUUGGGAUCAGAUCAGAGCAGAGUAGGGGGAGUGGGAGAAGUGGAGGCACUGGGAGGAUUGUGUGAAAAGAGAGCAGGCCAGCGAGGGAGACAAAAGAGGCUGCGGCUGUAUUGAGUGAGCUGGUGGUGUGUCCGUCUAGGAAGCCACAAGCUAUAACCGCAUCCCCCCUCUGCUUCCCCCUCAUUCUGGCCUUUAUGCUUCAGACGGAGACACAUAUCGAAGGAGACAAUUAUAAACACCGAAUCGUUGGAAGCGGAGCUGAGUUCUUGGGAAGACAGCUCCCUGUAACCGGGUUUCUUUCCUCUCCUCUCCCCGGUCCUUCAUUGCGCGUUGAGCUCGGCGUGGCGUGGUGUGGCGUGGCGUAGGGCUGGAGAUAUAACCCAGAACAAAGGAGCCUUGAGCAGGGGAAGGAGCGAGUCGAGACUAGCUCUGCCAUUAUCUUUGAAACCCGGCCAAAUGCCUCUGUGAGAGUCACAGCAGUACAUUGGCUUGCUGGUGUAUUUCUCGACGAAGCUUUCGGUCCGAAAACGGAGACAAAAUAGGAAGGAGGAAUUAAACAAAACACGCACCAGGAGACACGCAAGUCGGCGGCUACAAUGUUUCCUCAAAACCGACCACCGGCGCCUCUUCAGCCACCCCCGGGGUCUUCAGCCUCAGUGGUGGCGGCGGCAGCGGCGGCGGCAGCAGCAGCCUCAGGGACGCCCCAGUCACUGAAACUAACCUAUCCAGAAACUCUGGACCGCAUAAAGGAGGAGUUUCAGUUCCUGCAGACACAGUAUCACAGUUUGAAACUGGAGUGUGAGAAACUGGCCACGGAGAAGACCGAGAUCCAAAGACACUACGUUAUGUAUUAUGAAAUGUCCUACGGCCUUAACAUCGAAAUGCACAAACAGACAGAGAUUGCCAAGCGGUUGAACGUGAUAUGUGCUCAGCUCAUCCCCUUUCUGACGCAGGAGCACCAGCAGCAGGUGGUCCAGGCCAUGGAGCGCGCCAAACAGGUGACCAUGGGGGAGCUAAAUGCUUCGAUAGGGGUACGUGGGCUCCCCCCUCUGCCUCAGAGCCAGCAGCUUCAGGCCCAGCACCUCUCCCAGCACGCCCAGGGUUUGCCAGUCGGCCCACACCCAUCAGGACUGCCCCAUCCCGGUCUGGCACUUGGCGGCGGGUCCGGCCUGCUGGCCCUGUCCGGUGCUUUGGGGGCCCAGCUUGCAGCCAAAGAUGAGAGGGCACACCUGGAGGCGGCGGCGGCGGCAGCCUCCGCCGCUGCAGCAGAGCACCACAGAGACCGGGAAGCCGGACCAAGCUCCCUCUCCAACGGGGACAAGGGUCGCCCAACAGACUACCUCAGCAACGGCAAGAAGAGGAAAGCUGAAGAGAAGGAGUUCAUGACAGACUAUGGCAGCGAUGCGGAUAAGAGCGAUGAUAAUUUGGUGGUAGAUGAGGACCCAUCGUCCCCCCGCAGCGUGCAGUCGUACUCGUCAAGGGAGAACGGUUUAGACAAGAUCCCCCCGUCCCGUAAGGAAGGGCCCCCGCAGGCCAGCCCCACCUCCCUGGCUUCAUCGAGCAGCGCUCCGUCCCCCUCCCGAGGCAAAGAUCCCCCACAGAGAGAGAAAUCUAGCACCCCUGGUAUGAAGCCGGGGACCCCCAUGUCUCAGGAGUCCAACACCCCGGGGCCGAGUGGCCCCCCACAGUUCAGACCGGUGCCAGGAAAGCCCGGCGUCGACCCACUUGCUCUUGGUCUAAGGAAUCCCCUGGCGGUGCAGGGGGCCUACCCUCCGGGGGCUUUUGGCCUGCCCCCUCCGGGGGUGAACGGAGAUCUGCCCGGGGCGGGGGGCUACGGCGCCGGCCUCCACCUGGUCUCCCCGCAGAUGAAUGGAGCUGCGGCGGCGGCAGCGGCUGCAGCUGCUGCGGGCUACGGCCGGUCCCCUGUGGCAUCUUAUCUGCUGCAGGUGGGCUACGAGUCUCCACACUCACAUAUGAGGGUCCCCGGGCUUCCGGCCAGCCUGCAGUCGGCCUCAGGAAAACCCGCUUACUCGUUCCACGUGAGCGCCGACGGCCAGAUGCAGCCGGUGCCGUUCCCCCCCGACGCCCUGCUGGGCCCGGGCAUCCCGCGUCACGCCCGUCAGAUCCACACGCUGAGCCACGGGGAGGUGGUGUGCGCCGUCACAAUCAGCACCUCCACACGCCACGUCUACACUGGAGGCAAGGGCUGCGUCAAGGUGUGGGACAUCAGCCAGCCGGGAAGCAAGAGCCCCAUGGCCCAGCUGGACUGUCUGAACCGGGAUAACUACAUCCGCUCCUGCAAGCUGUUGUCUGACGGUCGGACCCUGAUCGUUGGAGGCGAGGCCAGCACGCUGUCCAUCUGGGAUCUGGCCACGCCGACUCCCCGCAUCAAGGCGGAGCUGACAUCGUCCGCACCGGCCUGCUACGCCCUGGCCAUCUCCCCCGACAACAAGGUCUGCUUCUCCUGCUGCAGCGACGGCAACAUCGUCGUCUGGGACCUGCACAACCAGACGCUGGUCAGGCAGUUCCAGGGCCACACGGACGGAGCGAGCUGCAUCGACAUCUCCAAUGAUGGCACCAAGCUCUGGACAGGAGGGCUGGACAACACGGUCCGCUGCUGGGACCUGAGAGAGGGCCGGCAGCUGCAGCAGCACGACUUCACCUCACAGAUCUUCUCCCUGGGUUACUGUCCGACAGGCGAGUGGCUGGCUGUGGGGAUGGAGAGCAGCAACGUGGAAGUGCUGCACGUCUCCAAACCCGACAAGUACCAGCUGCACCUCCACGAGAGCUGCGUCCUCUCCCUCAAGUUCGCAUACUGCGGUAAAUGGUUCGUGAGCACAGGGAAAGAUAACCUCCUGAACGCGUGGCGGACGCCCUACGGAUCCAGCAUAUUCCAGUCAAAGGAGUCGUCGUCAGUUCUCAGCUGCGACAUCUCACCUGAUGACCAGUUCAUCGUCACCGGCUCUGGGGACAAGAAGGCCACAGUCUAUGAAGUCAUUUACUGAUCUCUGAUUGGCUCCUCACUGAAAGCUAUCGAUCCCCGGGGGCCAAGCCGAGGCCCCCUUCCUGCACCGGUGACUGUACAGGGUGUCGGCGGUGUCUGAAGAGCAGGAGACACUCAACUCGUACUUUGUCGUUUUGUUCGCGUUUGUGAGAAAUGAGCGAGAGAGAAGCAAAGGAGACGCAAAGUCACAUCUCUGGAAAAUAAACUUUGGUGUUUAACGCUCUGAGAAAGCUGGUUAGUCUAUAGCUACACUAAUGUGGGACUCCUCCAAAGAACCUUUCUUUUUUUUAAAAACGAAAAAAAACAACAAAAUAAAACCUCUGUAGUGUAAAAGAAAUUAGAAGAAAACAUUUCUUUUUCUUUUUGUUUACCUUUUGGAUUAAUUGCAAACAGUUGAACUGAUUUGAAUGGCGGAGGUUUAAUUAGAGCUGUCCUGACGGGGGUCCAAGCCGGAGUCAUCCCAGCUCUGUGUGAAGUUCUGAUCAGCACACAGCACAUGUGGGGGUGCUCUACUGACGUUCCAGAUACUUUUUGCUUUUCCUUUUUUUUUUUUUUCCAGCAUCAUGAUUGUAACAUUUUUUCAUGUAUACAUGACGGAACAGGGCUUAGUUGGUUUCCUCUGAAAGGUCCAGAGAAUCAGACGAUUUUCAUCCAUUUAAAAUUGGGGAAAACAAUCUCAAAUACAAGACUUUGAAGUCGGUCCAAGCAACACGUUCUCUUGUGUUUCAGGGUAAGCGCAUCUUUCAUUCAGUAUUUCAUGUUUUCGUUGUAUUUGUUAGGGCACAUACAGAUGGACUGGCCUGUAUUUUCAUAGCUACCAUUCUGAUCCAUGAACCUCGAACAUGUAAAUAAAGGUCACUAAAGGCAAAGGA
Molecule: messenger RNA, 4020 nt
Organism: Gambusia affinis (western mosquitofish)
Lineage: Eukaryota; Metazoa; Chordata; Actinopteri; Cyprinodontiformes; Poeciliidae
Gene: tle2a
Product: TLE family member 2, transcriptional corepressor a
Exons: 20
Coding region: 741-3149 (802 amino acids)
Biological process (GO): negative regulation of canonical Wnt signaling pathway; regulation of DNA-templated transcription
Cellular component (GO): transcription regulator complex; nucleus
Molecular function (GO): transcription corepressor activity; protein binding
Source: RefSeq, a predicted model, not a curated record